Messenger RNA from Hipposideros armiger (great roundleaf bat), 11238 nucleotides. It is a transcript of the gene KLF12, whose product is annotated as KLF transcription factor 12. The transcript is spliced from 10 exons. Bases 443 to 1642 code for a protein of 399 amino acids. Gene Ontology annotation, biological process: regulation of transcription by RNA polymerase II. The record is from RefSeq and is a predicted model, not a curated record. Gene Ontology annotation, molecular function: DNA-binding transcription factor activity, RNA polymerase II-specific; RNA polymerase II cis-regulatory region sequence-specific DNA binding. Lineage: Eukaryota; Metazoa; Chordata; Mammalia; Chiroptera; Hipposideridae.
AUUCAUUUCCUGAGAACUGCAGAGAGCAGCUGAGAGGCUCUGCCUGUGCGUGUGCGAGUGUGCGUGUGAGUGAGCGCGGGUGACGCCGUGUGUGUGCGAGAGUGAGUGUGUGUGCGCGCGCGUGUGUGAGAGAGAAAGGGAGAGAGAGAGGGGGACUCUGUGAGGGAAAGAAAACAAUUUCUCCUGCUCUGCAGCUUCUGUUCAGGAUCAAUGUGACUCUAGAAACAAAUGGAUGAAUGAAUAGCCACAUGAAGAGGAAAACAGUAAAGAUGCUGUGCGUGUUGCUCCUACAGUCUCGGCUGUCCUCAGAAGAGCAGGAUGGUUAUGAAUGACUUGACUUUGGUACCUCACAGACAAGUACUACUCUGAACUAGAGGAGGAAAAAGUCCUGUGGAUAUCAACAAUAAUCAAGUGCUGGAAUUUCAACACCUUUGAGAGCAGAAUGUUAAUGCUUAAUGGGAUGCCGGCAGUUAGAGUCAAAACAGAGCUUUUGGAAUCUGAACAAGAGUCUCCAAACGUCCACAACUACCCCGAUAUGGAAGCUGUUCCCCUGUUGCUAAAUAAUGUGAAAGGGGAACCUCCGGAGGACUCGUUAUCUGUAGAUCACUUCCAAACGCAAACUGAGCCAGUGGACUUGUCAAUCAACAAAGCUAGGACAUCCCCCACAGCCGUUUCAUCCCUCCCAGUUUCCAUGACAGCAUCUGCCUCCUCACCUUCUUCAACUUCAACCUCUUCUUCGUCUUCUAGCCGCCCAGCCUCAUCCCCAACUGUUAUAACAUCAGUAUCUUCAGCAUCAUCCUCGUCGACAGUAUUAACUCCAGGGCCCCUGGUUGCCUCUGCAUCUGGUGUAGGAGGCCAGCAGUUUUUGCACAUUAUCCAUCCCGUACCGCCUUCAAGCCCCAUGAAUUUACAGUCGAACAAACUGAGUCAUGUUCACCGCAUCCCUGUGGUGGUACAGUCGGUGCCUGUUGUCUACACAGCUGUGCGGUCCCCUGGAAACGUGAACAACACUAUUGUAGUGCCGCUUUUGGAGGAUGGGAGAAGUCAUGGCAAAGCACAAAUGGACCCCCGAGGCCUAUCUCCCAGACAAAGUAAAAGUGACAGUGAUGAUGAUGACCUGCCAAAUGUGACCUUAGAUAGCGUUAAUGAAACUGGAUCUACGGCCCUUUCCAUAGCCAGAGCAGUACAAGAACAACCCAGGGCAUGUAUUUCUCAUGGCAAUGGCUGGAGCACAAAAAGGGUACAUCCGUCCCCAGUAUCAAGGGUCCGGGGAAAUCGAAUGAAUAAUCAGAAGUUUGCUUGUUCAAUUUCACCGUUUAGUAUUGAGAGCACAAGACGCCAGAGACGGUCGGAAUCCCCAGACUCCAGAAAACGGCGUAUCCACAGAUGUGAUUUUGAGGGAUGCAACAAAGUGUACACAAAAAGUUCUCACCUGAAGGCUCACCGAAGGACACAUACAGGAGAGAAGCCCUACAAGUGUACCUGGGAAGGCUGCACCUGGAAGUUUGCUCGUUCGGAUGAACUGACGAGGCAUUACCGCAAACAUACGGGAGUGAAGCCAUUCAAGUGUGCGGACUGCGACCGCAGCUUUUCCCGGUCAGACCACUUGGCACUGCACCGCCGGAGGCAUAUGCUGGUGUGAGGAAUGCCACCCGUCCAGCUGAGCGUAAGAGCUGGAUCUCUUAACGGCACCCAGUUCAGCAGGGCUGAAUCCCCUUUACAGUGUUAACACAAAAGGGCAUCACCAUCCCACGAUGUCUGAAACCAGAGCAGGAAAAAGAAGGAACACUUCUCCUUUUGGUCUGCAGGUAACCCCCAUCGCGACUACCCGAGAAACGUCUUCACGCUGGCCUGGGAGAUCGGUGACACGAUGCCGAAGAGAUAGGCGUUGUUUUCCGUGCUGUGUACUCUGCCAUUUAAAGAUGUUUGUAGCUUGUACAUUUUCUGAGCUGUCAGACAUUUUGUUAUUGAUACGUCAAAGGUCAUCUAUCACAAAUUGAUGGCUAGAGCAAGACCUUUUACAUGGGGAUUAUUCUCCCGUCAUCCCACCCCGUAACCCCUUUUUACAGAAAUUUUAGUUACUAUCUGAGUAAGAUAGAACGCACAUCCAAUCUGUUACCAGCAAGCAGCAUGAAAGUAGAAAAGAAGAAGCUGUUGGAGAGGUUCCAUUACCUGAAAAUAAAGGGGCACUCAGGCAGCCCAUUGCAAUAGCGAUGGCGGCAACUAGAUAUCGCCCGCAACUUGUCAUUAUGCCAUGCCCUGAAGAAAACCAACAUUGAACCUUUCAUUUGUUUGUUGUUGAUUGUUUUUGUUCUGUUUUGAUUCUGUUUUGUUCAUCUGUUCGAGCAGAGGGGCAGCGACAUUUCAGUUGGAGCCUAGUCCUGGUGUCUGCCCUGGCAUGGACUGGCACAGAGGUGAUCUGUAGUUGAAUAGGAAGAGCCUGUCUAAAAAACUACUGCCCCACUUCAAAUUGCAGUGUUCUGUCACCUAGGCAUCAUCUCUUCCUGCCCCUAGUAUUUGAUUACAAGGAAUCGGGGGGAAAAAAAAACUUUCUUAGACACACUGGCACCAAGGUAAGAGGUGGGGCUGCCCAGGCAAAGUCAGUGAACAUGAAAAAUCAGACAAAGCAGAGAUGGAAAUAAUGCGCCUCUUGAGGAGAAAAGCAAUAAUGAAUAAAAGGACUUUCCUACAAUAACUUCACUGAGGACUCACGUUACCAAUUUUCAUACUUACUAAAGGGAUUGUAAAAAACACCCCAGCAUUUUAGAUGUCUUGGUUACAUUCACAGCACUGAGGUAAUCUUACUGCUGUUUGUUGUCCUGCCUGGUUGACUACCACAAUUAAAGAUUAUGCUCCCCUUUUCUUGUUUGAAAACAGUUAUUUGGUGACUGGAAAGGCCAGGGAGGCAUAGCAGGGAAUUAACUCUUGGGUUAAUGGGUCAGUUCUCCUUGGAACCGAGUCAGUGCAAAGGGAGCACUCCCUGAGGAAAGCAUGUCAUGGUGCUAGUUUCCUCACUUAGAGAGCCAAGGAUACGUGACUCUCCGGUAGGUUCUUCUAUACAGAUUUCCUUUUUCUAAACAGCAUCAGGACCCAGUGGUUCUGCCUUGGCAUCUGCAGGGAUGGUGCACCCACUCAUCCUGUGCCGAGGGUGAGAGGAAAUUAUAGUCCUGUCAACCCCCUAAAAUUAUGAGCCUUUUGGCAACUCGCAAAGUAUACGGUCAACAAAGCAAUACAUCAUCAACAAGCAUUCUUUCAGAAAAAUUAUCGUAUUUUCUUCCCCCACUAAAAGCUGUUUUUUUCAGCUUUAUGUGGCUAAGGGGCUUGGUGAGGUUUUUAGUUACUGUUGUUAAGGUUUUUUAUAGCUUAAAUAUAAAUGGUUGCCAGCAUAUAGACGUUUGCAAUAUAUUUUAAUUACAAACACUUGAUUUUGGGAAUUGCACAAAUUAACCUCACAAUAUGACUAGCUCAUUUUUAAAUGUCUGAACAUUCUGAAAUAAUUUCCAAUUGCAGAAUUAUCCUUUUUAGGAUCAUCUUCUAAUUCAGAUAAUCUUAUUCAGAUGAAGCAGGAACUAUAACAUUGAAACAAAGACAAUUUGUGUUGGAUGGUAUUAAAAGGGAUUUUUUAAAAUGUUCAAGCAACAGCGUAAUGAUUUUCAGGUCAAAUUCUGUCUUCAAAAAUAUGUGCUCUACAUUUUCUGCCAGGUAUGAAAAAUUCAUCAGGCAGUUUCCCUCCAACAAGGGCUGCAGUUCUAUUGAUAAAUAGCUUCUUUAGCUACACAAUCUACUACCCACCAAGCACUGGGUUUUGGGUUUUUGGUUUUUGGGUUUUGGUUUUGUUUUCUUUUACCAACUGGAAAGUGUUUUAUCUGUACUGUAUGCAACUUCUACUUCUCAUUGCCUGUGACCAUUUCGAAUAGAAGAAGGUUUCUUGAUGCAUGCCGGCAUUGGUGAUUGGUCAGCAGCAAAAAACACACAGAGAGAGUGGCCAAGGCAGCCCUGGAGCCCUCUCCUGCUAGUCCUGGAACCUGGCUGGCAGGUAGUAGGGGAAUCACUCAGGUGAAGCGUCGGCUCGAUUUAAUUCUUCCUGCUCUCACAAGAAGGGCCAAUUCUUUUCUCUGCCCAGAGAUGCCUUGAGAAUGUUACAAGUACAAAUGGUUGUUCGAAUUCAGAGAACUGACAGGCAGUGGGAGCUUCCUGAGUGAGAGCUUGAUUUAAAUUUAGCACAGAACUGAAUGAGCUUCUCCUCUCUAAUAACAUAGGGAAGAUUCAGGAAAGUGCAUUUCUCUCCUCGCCCUCUGAAAGUGGAAACCAGACGGAGACAGUAAGUGAACUGAUAAAACCUGUCAGCAUCACAGCAUUUCCUCCUUUUGACAUAUCGCUACUCCUAAGGAGGGAGGGGUCCAAGCACAAGGAGUGAAUGAGUUUCUGAUCUAUCCAGGACUGAAGCUUACUUGGGGCUUGUCUUGGGACAUAGCAAAUGCUCUUUGUUGAGUUUUCUACAAAUGCUUCCCCAUGGAAAGGAAAGUGGUUAGGGAGAGAAGGGACUGGAUUUUUAAGUAGAACUAUCUCGAGGCAUGGGAAAGCCUCCUCCAUUUCAUCUUAUGUUCAUCCUAGCCUCUUUUAAACAGCACAGUAGAUGGUGAACAACGGAAAGGAAGUAGAAUCCGAAGGAUUUGUCAGGGGUUCCCCACCCAGAAGCACGCUUUGGUUUUAAAUUGGACUCUCUUCUGUGUGCAGCGGGGCGUAUGUGCAUGGUUGGGAACUUACACCCAGCAGGUGGUGAUGGCUUGAGAAACCACCGUGGACCCGGCUAUCUCUUUGCAUUGUAGAGAUUGAGUUCAAGGGAGUUAACCUGAUUUGAAAAGCUAUAAGGUUCAGACUUUGAGGCUUUAAUAGAUUCCUUCUUCAUGUUCUCAUCUGAAGUUGUUAGGAAAACAACUUCCUGCUUCCCCGUCUGCCUCCAGCCCCCUCUUGUCGAUUGUGUGUGGACUCUGAGAAGCCUGCUUGAUAACUUGUCUUAAGUUCUAUUAAGACAUUUAGACUGAAAUACCUAAUGGCUUUACCGUCAAGAUUAUACUACUGCCUGGCAUUACUUUUACAAAACAUUAUAGGACAUUUAUUUUCAAAAGCAGUUGAAUAACAGUAACAUAAACCACACUGCAAAAAAAAAAAAAGAGCACUUUUUAGUCACUUUAUAGUUUAAGUGGAAAAGAGGAAGAAGAUUGUCAGGGGGAAAAAAAAAACUUACAAAAAGCUACAGUGUUUACAAUGCCAGUUCUAGAUGAUUAAAAAGGUCAUUCUCAUUGUGGUUGAAAUUUUGAAUAGCUCAUACAAAGAUGGUGUUCAUUUUUAUACUUUUUUUUAACUUCAAAUUGCCAUUUGUGUUUUAAACAUAAAUAUAAUUCUGCACUUUGAAAUCAGUUCAUUAGAAUGAUAACAUGUAUAUGGAUAAAGAUGCAGUAUUCCUUAUUCUGUACUUUAUUAUACCUACCAAAGCUGCAAUCGAAUAAAUCUGGUGAGGUGAGGCCUUCAAAUGUAUUACUACGCCUUUGUUAUGUUGUUAUGACUGCUUAGAAAUGUAGCCAUGAUGUUGUUAUUAAGGUGUCUUAACAUUUAUGGUAAGGUUUGACAGAAUUUAAGCAGUGUUAAUACCAGCAUCCAUGAUACAUUGAGUUAUAGUCUUCAUGUAAGGGACCGAAUAUGAGAUAACUCUUACAAAUCAUACUAGGCCCAGGAAGCCUUAAUCCUCAUCAUCCAUAAUCCAAUCUCAGAUUUUGCUCUUUACUGACGCCUGUAAAUGUAGGAAGUCCAUGUCUUCUACAACUUUGUUGUCCAAAUCUCUUCUGUUAGUUUUUCAGAGGUAGUGCAUCUCAUUAAAAAUUCUUUCACUUCGAUUUGGUUUUGGUUUAAAAAGAGGUUUGGUAUGUUAUGUCUUCCAUACUACAUUUCUACCUAUCCCCACCCUGCCAUCCACUUACCUGCACAGGUAGCCCCAGCACAUGCACACGUGUAUACACACCCAUAUAUGCAGCAGCCAACAGGCUCAUAAAUAUCAACAAAGACCUUUUUUUAAAGAAUGACUUUGUAAUAAUCCAUGCUGUCUAGAAAUGUAAGUUAUUUACCUUAUUGGGGAAUCAGCUUAUAAUGCUAUAUAUGACUCUGCCUGCAUUUUAUAGUUAAGAAGUGUACAUAAAAUUUUAAAAUGCUAUAUUUUCACAGUUUCAUUAUAGAAUAAUGUCUGUUUAGCAACCCAUGUCCAUUGGUACUUUAAGUAUGCUAAAUACUGUGGAAUUGCAAUAGAAAUUCAGAUUUUCGUAAGAAAAUGAAAUAGGAGGAUACUGCAUCUUUAAAAAAACAAUAGAGUGAAAAUAUUUUACUGUAUUCGUACCAUAUGUGAUAGUGGGAAAAGUAUUUUCAAACUCACAAAUUUUACAGAGGUUGUAAAUAGUUUGAUGAAGUAUGUUGGGUAAAGAGCUUCUAGUUUUCAUCACAAUAAAAAAAAUUGUUCAGAUAUGCCUUGUAUAUCUUACAUACAAUUAGUGAUAUUGCCAUGGGAACUCUGUUCCACUUUCUCACAGCACAUUCCUUGUGCUCUGACAAAAUGGAGUGGCCACUUGUCUCAAUUUAGCCAGGAUGGUUUAAAACACAGUGAAGCCAUUUUAAGCUGUGAACCGCUGAUUCCAAGCUCAAAAUGUCUUUACCUGAAAGGGGAAAACAGCUGCACAGGAGUUUACUCGUGCUAAAAAAAGGCAUCUAGCAAUUGUUCUCUUUUCUCAGUUAUCUUCUUCCUCAACGAAAUAAUUAUUGAUCAAAAACACUGUACAGGUGUUUUAGUCUUGUUUAGCUCCAGAGGGAAUACUUUUAGGAGUAGCUACAUGCUGACAAGAUUAAGUAUCAGAGAUAUGGCCACAUGGUAAAUGAAUCUAUACUGGCAAUAGGAAUAAGCUAGUGCCCAUUUUUCAGAAAUAAGUUAAAAGCUGAAAGUGCCUGUCAAUAAACAUUAUGACCAAUGAGAUAUUCCUAUACUUUUACACAGCAAUAAUUCUUCUCGAGACUGGGUUUUUCCUCCACAUUUGGGAUACACACACAGAGUAAAUAUAUGCACAUAGUAAGUAAAUUGAGCCUGUUCACACACCCACAAAAAUUCUUUGGUGUCUUUUUAAAUAUACCUAAUCUUGUUUAUGUUAGCGUUUCUUAAUUUAAUCUCUAUUACUUACAGAAUGUAAGAAUGAAAAUCUGAACAUUAGGGUUAUCUUCAACAUACACUAUAGCAUAUGGCAAUUAUAAUUUUGAGAUAAAAAUUUCACUGUGAUUGGCCCCAAAAUUAGGAGUCACUAAGUGUGCCUCAAGUUUUGCUCAGUUAACAAAAGCCAAUUUAUUUAGAGCAAAACACUAGAUAUUUGUUUUACUUUAUUUUAUCCACUAAUAUUAAGUGCACAAAUCCAUCUCUGCUUUUCUUCAUUUUCUUUUUUUCUAAUAUUUCCUGUUCUCUGAGAAUCAUUUUGGAGUGAACAUUGAUUGACACAAUCAUUUAUCCCUGAAAAGUCUACUGAAGUAUAUAGCAGACACUUAGUAAGCCUAGCUUUAAACCAAGGUUUGCAGUUAGUCCUGGAAAUUUCUAGAUUUACGUUUAGAACUUCACCACUUUUUCCUAUACUAAUUUUACUGCUAACAGUGGAGUCAUGAAUAGAAAUAUACAGUGAGAUGAUGCGAAUAGACAAAAGCCCUGGAAGUUCUCCAUCCCUGCCAUCUCAGCACAAAUCCACCCAAACAAGCUAUUGAGGGCUAUCAGUAAAAUUAUACUCUUUCAGAGCCAAACAUUCAGUAAGAGCAAUUUUAAAAGUAUAAUGAUGAUUAAACGCUCAGGCUUUAGACAGCAGAGACGACCAGGAUGGACAGUUGUUCUCCAGAACCAGACCACAGGCCUAGAAAACCAUCUGCUGUUUCCUCCUCCAAGUUUCAGAAAGAAGGAAAAGGAACUGUGCCAGGAUAAGGUGUGAACUAACCAACGAAGUGUCCUAGGAAAACUGAAGGGUUCCUCACCCUCGCUGAAGUCAAGUCUUCUGGUCGGGCUGCUUUCUGGAAGUUGUCUGAAAGUACUAAAAUCCUUGAAAGGUCAAAAAUCCAGUAAGCCAUGAAAUAAUGGCUCUUGUUUAUACAACACUUCCUGUGUGCCAAGCACUAUACUAGGUAAUUUUUAGACUCAUUACCUCUCAUCUGUACAACAGUUCUACAUCUUAUGAAUGGGAAACUGAGGCAUGGAGAGAGUGGCUGAGUUGUCCUCAAACACAGAAGUAGUGAAUGGCAGGGUGGGGAUGUGGAGUUACCGGUCUCUGGCUCCCAAGUCUGUAGUCUUUCCACCUCGCCGCACUGCACGUGUGUUCCCAGCAGCCAGCUUUCCAUAUCUCUUCAGUAGUUUUAUUAUGGAAGAGCGCAGUCGUCAUAUUUUCCAAGUAAGAUACAGGGACAUGAUUUAGCAUAGGAUUUGACAGUGAUUCAGAAUAUUUGAAAUCAGGCUUCUGGAAAGCCACACAUGAAGGAUCACUAGAAACAAUGUGCAGCAACCAGCUGUCUCCCUGAACUUGUCACUUUCCUCCUAAAUGUUUGGCCUGGAGAUCCAAAAAUCAUCAAAACUCUUCCCUACUUGGUAGCAUUGUAGCUGGAAUGGGUUUUCCUGAUUCUACGUAUGUCUUUGUACGUGUAUUAAAACCCUUUUCCACCCAUGUAGCCCUGCUAGAGUCUGCUGAAGGUACAUUUGAAAGUUUGCCUUCCAUGGAGCUAGUCAUUCAUAUCAUAGCCCACUCUUGGCACGUGUUAAUGGGGUGGCAGUCACAAACAUUCAGAUGAUGAGCAAGGAGAGAGAAUGAUCAUCCCUUUUCAGAUUUCUCACCUAACGGUACCGACUUGGAGUCUUUUAAUUAAUCUUAUAAAUAAUUUGUUUAUAGUAUUGUUAGUUUAAUUGAAUUUUAUGUGAGAAGCUGUCCAACAUCAGGGAAGUGAAAUCCCUCCUCCUUUUCUGCGCAGAACAAAGUCUCUGACAGUAUUGAUUCAUGGAAGUGUUAAUGGACUUAGAAAACAUUAAGAGAAUGUCAUUUCUCGUGAUGUUUCUUUUUCUGAAAAUGAAUCUCCUGAAUUAUGAUCUUUCUCCCUGUUACUUGGCUGAGGGAAGAGAUAAAACCUGCAUAAACAAAUUCCCUUCUGCGCUGAAAGCAAGUGGUCUGUGCACACAACCCACUGGAAAGGGGCUCUCUUCGCAGUUAAUUGGGUUUCACAAGCAAUAAUUUCUCAACGACAAAACCACAACUUUGAGUUGAAAAGAGAUGAAUAGUGGAAAUAAUCACAUCAGGACUUUUUUCUUUCUAGACUUCAUCUCUAGAAACCUUAAAUGUUAGCGACAACAGAGUCUGCUCUUUGUGCAAAGCAAGAACCAAUGAGUCUUUGUGUGAACUAUUAUAUCUUGCUUUUUUCCAAAGCAGGCUUACCAAGACUUUUACAGAGAUUCGUUUUUUUGUUGUUGAGAAAUGAGGUUGAAUAGGAGAGUAGGAUUUGGGUCAGAUUCUAGUAGAAGUGCCCAAGUAAUCAAAAAGUAAGAUAUUUUAAGGACAUAACAACAUCUUUCUGCUAAUUUCAUGCUCCAAAGAUACAGCAGAAAAUAAAGCAUUAGAGAAAAUGCUUUUGCCCUACUUGUGUUUCUAAUUUUCCCAUAGAAUUUGUAAUUAUAUCCAGACUCCAGUGUCUAUUUUGUUCCUCAGACUUGAUUACAUUGGAUGGGUAUUGUUGAACUGGGGCACUGGUGCCUAUAUUCAAGGCUCUUUCCUAUCAACUUGUCUGUCCACAGUUUGUUGUGUUUAAAACUUCAUUUUUUUAAAAAAAUCACCAUUCCCCCUCCCCCCAUGGAAUGGUGGCUGUAUUGUUUUGUUCAUGUCUGUGGGACAUACUGCAUCACAUGACAAACCAACUCUGUGGAUGUGAGAUAACUACUUACAAAACCAGCUUGAAAACAUCGUCUUCUGUAUUAUAUCAUCCUGCAUCAUAAUGCAAUUAUGUGUAUCAUCACAUACUCAUUUUUUCAAAAAAGAGAAACCAGCAAAUUCUUGUUUGUCCGUAGAAGAAUGUACUCAGAAGUUUCUGUGUUGUGAAACGAUGAGAACAGACCACCUUUAAGAUACCCACCUGCCACUUAAAAUGACUUAGUUAUAAUUAGUAGUAGUCUAGACAUUGCUCUUGGUGUGGGGGUUGGGGGGGGGGUCAAGUCAAACAUCAUAUUCUUUUGACUAAAUCUCUCAGUCAUAUUUGAAAAAAAAAGAAAACAUGGGAAUAAAAAAAAUAUCAUCUGUGGCCAAUUUAAGCAGGCAUCUUUUUACUUUUCCUUAACACUUAGCUCAUUAUACAUGGUGAUUGGAUUACAUGAUCUAUCUGUAAAAAUACAGAAACAUCCUUUAGUUUACAAAACAGUUAUUCUAGGCUUGAAGCCCCUGAACAGCAAAUUCAAUAGAUGCUGCGUCUGAUUCACUUGAUGGAUAUAAUUCUACGAAAGACUCUUGGGUUCCUGACCCCAGAGAGUCAGAGCGCCCAGAGGAGGUCCUACACAUUACAGGAUAAAACCCCCCAAUGAUGCUGGCAAGCAAAUGGGUUAAUUUCUUAAAUCUUUAUUUGAUUUUCUGUUCAGAGUUUUAAUUACAAAUGAAUUUAUUUCUCCAGCUUAUCUAAAGACCUAAUUUCCCAAUAGUUUCCUCUGCAUUUAUAUACUCUGUAGUGUUUAGGCAAGCCCUGUUAUAAGUUAAUAUUAUGUAAGUGUUGUUCUUGUAUUUAUGUAUAGUGUAUGUAUUGUAAAUAUACUCAGAGCUUUUUUUCUUUUACUGUAAAAUGGUGAUUUUUUUUGCCCUCUGAUAAUGUAAAGGGAGACCCUCCUAAUGAGAUUCUCUCAGAGGAUGAUUAUUCCAGUCUAUUCUCAGAGAUUUAAAUGAACAAGUGUUAUCGUUUUUAAUGGUGUCUCAGACAUAUUCUGUUGGUGCAUUGCUUUUCUGUAUUCAACUUUCCUAUGAAUUGAGCUGUGAACUGAAAUAGAGUUUAAACCUUUAAAUGUAUGCAUUUGUAUAAUUAUCUGAAUGAAGGCAUGAAGGUUAAAUAAAGCAUUUUGUAUGGAACAAAACUCCCUAAUUAUUACUAACACUGACUCAGACACUUUGGAAAUCAUAGUGAUUAACCAUUCUAAUUAAACAUUUGUUAUGAAAAGUU